CUCUUUUUGGAGUUUAUGAGGGCACAAUUUGUUUGCUAAAUAUUGUUAUUAUGGGUGAGGUUGAUACCAAACCAAUUGAACCAGUACAAGUUGCUCUCUCCUUGUUUGGUGAGAAAGGUGAUCAGAGGAAAGCCAGCCCUACCAGCAGCAAUGAUUUGGCAAAAUACAAAGUGCAACUGGAAGCCAGGGAUGCUGCUUGCAAGCAAGCCCUUCUUAAGCUCGAGCACUACCAGAAAAGAGCUGAUGAACAUUCCAACCUGCUGAAGAACGCAGAGACUGAGAGAGAUAUGUUUAUUGAUGAAUGUAGAGAGGCUAAAACUCAAAUACGACAACUUGAUUCCAAGAUGAAGGAGAUGGGUGAUCAACUACUGGAAACUACAAAGAUACGAGAGCAACUUACACAUGUUCUGAGUGAGUUGAAGGCCGCACAAAGAGAACUGCUUAGCAUGGAAUCAGAACUUGCUAUUGCCAGAGAUUCUAACCUCAAGGCCAUGACACAAGCAGAAUUGAUGGAAGCUGCUGCCGACAUGGAAAAGGAGAGGACAGAAGAGCUUCUAAGACGUGUCUCAGAGCUGAGUGAAGCUUUUGUUAAGUCAAGACUUGCUGCUGUUGAAGCAGAGAAAGAAAAGCUUGCACUAUUGUCUGAGAAAGAUGCUGAGAUGGAGUUAGCUACAGCAGCGGCAGUUCAAGCACAAAUGCAGUUGGAAGAUAUGAGAAAGCAGAUUCAAAUGGUACAGGAAUUGGAAAAUCAGCUCAUGGACAAGUCUGUAUUUAGCGAUAUACUUCAGUUGGAACUUAAGCAAGCAAACGACCUACUUUGUUCAUCUGAGAAAUCUGCUUCCGAUGCCAAAAACAGUUUGAAUCAGCUUCGAAUAGAUUUGGAAGUAAAUGAGAGAAAGAACUUGGAUCAAUCAGUUUACAUUGAGGCAUUAGAACUGGAACUGAAUCAGUUAAAAGUAGAGCUUAAUAGUUCAAAGGAAGAGGUAGAGAAGGUAAAAAAGGAGAUGGAUGCGAUUUGGGGAAGAGACACUGAAGCACAAAUUGAGGUGGCACUGCUGAAAGCCGAGCUUCAUAAAGGGAAGUCCAAAAUUGCAGCAGCAGAGGCAGCCGAAGCAAGAGCCAAUAGUGUUAAAUCUGGGCUAUAUCUUGCAGUUCGGCAGCUAGCUGUAGAAGCACAGGAAGCAAAGAAGGAGACUCAAAGGUUAAAGCGAGGAGAAGACAAGGUAGCUGAAGAAACUGAAAACUCUUUCGAAGAAGUAGAAGCUUCAGAAACUGAUGAGUUGAAAACAGAAGAUGAAGAGAAGAGAGAUGGGGAUGAUGGGCAUAUAAAAAUUUCAUUGAAAGAAUAUGAGUCCCUAAUUAGAAAGGCUGAGAAAGCGGAUCACAUUGAUCAUGUAGCACCAGGGGAAGAUGCUGGUCAGUUAACCAAGCUUGAAAAUAACCAUGAAUUGGAAAAUUUAAAGAAAGAGUUAGAACUUGCAAUGGUGAAAGUUGGGGAGUUCAGGAAUCGGGCAGAACAGGCUGUGAGCAGAGCUGAACUAGCUGAGAAAGCUAAAGCUGGAGUUGAGGAUCAUUUAAGGAGGUCUCGACAGAAGCAGCAACGGAGAAAGGCUGCUAUAGCUGCACUCCGCGAGGAAUCUGCUCCUAGGGAAUUUAACUCUCCUCCAUUUGACAAGCAACCUACAAUAUAUCAACCUUUGGGUAAGGUUCUCAACAUGAAAUUCAAGUGAUAGGACUUUCUGUGAAAGUUUAGUUCGAUUAAUAUAUAUCUCAAACAUGGAAACUGUUUCCAGGACCAAGAUUGAUUCUCUGUGGUGAUCUUUAUCAAUGACUAAAGUUUUAUUUAAUUCUCCAUUCAUGGUGCAGUAAUCUCUGCUGAAGUA
Messenger RNA from Alnus glutinosa, 1883 nucleotides. RefSeq lists its product as uncharacterized. The record is from RefSeq and is a predicted model, not a curated record. The transcript has 2 exons. NCBI's taxonomy places the organism in Eukaryota, Viridiplantae, Streptophyta, Magnoliopsida, Fagales, Betulaceae. The coding region runs from base 51 to 1730 and encodes 559 amino acids.